GCCAGUAUUAGGUAGACAGACAGUUCAUUCAAGCUGGCGGCGGCUUUGACACGACAGCCGCUUCCCGCAAAGGAAGGGGGAGGGAUUGAAGCCCCGCAGCAGCGCCAGGAGGGAGGGGACAGUCAGCGGAGGAUGAGCCAGCGGACGAAGAGGGGAGCCAGCAACAACAGAAGCUCACGACAGAUAAGGACGAGUGACACUCCAGGCGAGCAAAGGAGGAUUGCGCAGACAGGAUGAGCAGGUCAAGGCCAGUCCAGAAGGUCCAGAGGUGUGGAUGUCGCCGUGCCGACUUGCCGGGGGUCGAUUGGGCGCGAUCGGAUACCGGCACCGCCGCGGUGAGAUGAUGCUAUCCCCCACUUAUAGGGGCGCUGUUGGACGACGCCCUUUUUUUUCCCAGCGCUUUUUUAUUAGUCUUUUCAGCGGCUUAUUUCCAUUUUCCCUUUUUGCUUAUGGCGAGGCUUGUGUGCCGUUUUCCGUUGCUGGGGGCUUAAAACAAAUGCAAUUGAUUUCGAGGCGGCGGCGGUUCUGCGGAGUUUGGCGUGUUGGGGGGACCCGCUCCGUCACGGGGGGUGGGUUUUUGCCGAGAGAGAGCCGUCUGGAACUCUGGUCUGUUCUGUUUGUUCUAGUUCUGGCCGGUGGGGGGGGUAGGGAACGAAUUGCGUUGCAUGAAUGCAAAUACAGAUGGAGGAAAAAAACAGAGAGGAGGUAUUUCCCUUUGGUUUGAGGCUGAACGAGUGACUGCCGGGUCGAUUGGGUGUGGUGCGUAUGCCGCGUUUCGUUGGUUUGGAUUUACAUCAAGCGGCUCUCUGCCUCUCUGCCUCCGUCAUGCUCCUGGCUCUCCUCCGCGGGUGUGU
This is a messenger RNA of Ilyonectria robusta, 854 nucleotides long. RefSeq lists its product as uncharacterized. Bases 275 to 724 code for a protein of 149 amino acids. NCBI's taxonomy places the organism in Eukaryota, Fungi, Ascomycota, Sordariomycetes, Hypocreales, Nectriaceae. The record is from RefSeq and is a predicted model, not a curated record. The transcript has a single exon.